Raphanus sativus (radish) is the source of this 640-nucleotide messenger RNA. RefSeq names its product ubiquitin receptor RAD23c-like. Gene Ontology annotation, molecular function: polyubiquitin modification-dependent protein binding; proteasome binding; ubiquitin binding. The transcript is spliced from 3 exons. The record is from RefSeq and is a predicted model, not a curated record. Gene Ontology annotation, cellular component: cytosol; nucleoplasm. Lineage: Eukaryota; Viridiplantae; Streptophyta; Magnoliopsida; Brassicales; Brassicaceae. Gene Ontology annotation, biological process: proteasome-mediated ubiquitin-dependent protein catabolic process. The coding region runs from base 190 to 441 and encodes 83 amino acids.
ACGAACGUAGUAUGGAAGGAAAUUGUCAAUGGCAGCAUAUAAUGACAGAUGACGUGGCCAGAUUCCAAUGUAUCAUCAUCACCUACCUACUAGUACUAGCCUUCUUCCCAAACUUACUUUUUGUGAAAAAUGAAUCGAUGUCAAACCAAAUGAUUGGUGAUGAACUAGUGAUAAUAUCUUUGUGUAACGAUGAUUGACGUUUGUAUCUCGUUGUUAUGGAUAGCAUUCCUGAUUAUCAUAUUCUAUGAGGUAGCUGAUGUGAAGAAGAACAUAGAGACUGUGCAGGGAGCUGACGUUUAUCCUGCUGCGAAACUGAUGCUUAUUUACCAAGGGAAAGUGCUUAAAGAUGAGACCACCAUUGAGGAGAACAAAGUUGCUGAGAGCAGUUUUAUUGUCAUUAUGAUGACCAAGGGCCGGGACUGGGUUAAACAUGUAGAGUAAACCUGCCUCAACUGGAGCAUCUAGUGCAUCUGUUGGCUCUUCAUACAGGUGAGAGCCGGUUCUGUUGUUCUUUGCAUCAUCAUAAGCAAUGAGAUGCUGCAAUUUGUUUGAUGAAUGAUCUAACUUUUACCAUUGUACCUACCUCUUCAACUUCCCCUCAGCCUCCAGCUUCUGUAGCAAUGUGAGUUCAAAGGACAAG